CAUCGGGUCGUUACCAAAACUUACACAUUACAAACACCUUCUAAAGCCAAAAUGUCUUCACAACUACAGAAAAGCAAGCUAUGCUUUAUCGGCGGAGGCAAUAUGGCCGGUGCCAUCAUCGGUGGUCUUGUUACCAAGGGCAUCGAUAAGCAGAACAUAUACGUUUCCGAGCCGUGGGACGUGAACCGGGAGAAGAUAGCGGCCACCGGGGUGCGCACCUCCGCAUCUAACGUCGAAGCAUCGCAAGAUGCAGACCUCCUCAUCCUCGCCGUAAAGCCUCAAGUCACGAAAGGCGUAUGCCAGGAGCUUGCUGGUGCUUGGGCCGGGCGCACUUCUUUGCCCUUAAUUGUCUCAAUCGCUGCGGGCAUCACGUUGGAGAGCCUGAAGGAGUGGUUCAAGCUAGCGGAUGGGCGCUCUCCCCACAUAAUUCGUGUUAUGCCGAACACACCCGCCCUGCUCGGCGAAGGCGCCUCGGGUCUCUUCGCCAGUGACGACGUGUCCCAAGCAGAAAAGGACCUCGCCGCAUCACUUCUGGCUAGCGUGAGCAAAGUAGCCGAGUGGGUAGACCGAGAGGAACUGAUUGACGUUGUAACGGGGCUAUCGGGAUCCGGGCCGGCGUACUUCUUCGCCAUGGUAGAGCACCUGAUUGAAAGCGGAAUAAGUCUAGGACUUACGCGAGAGCAAGCUACUCGCCUGGCAAAGCAGACUUGCUACGGCGCGGGUAAGAUGCUUGUCGAAUCAUCUGACGAGCCGGCGCAGCUACGAAUAAAUGUUACCAGUCCUAAGGGGACCACGGAGGCUGCGCUGAAAAGCUUCGAGGCUUCUGGACUCAAGGAGACCGUGGAUAAGGCCGUCAAGGCGGCGGCUGCCCGUGGAAAGGAACUAGGAGAGACGCUUGCGAAGUCGUAGCUCGGCGUUUAGUCUAAGCAACCGAAUGGCAUUCGACCAGCGUAUCUCAAGAACAUUAAAAUUACGUGGUCACGGAGUUAAAAAACAUUCUAGCAGUUGAAUAAAAAGCCAUUAUCACUCAUAUACAUAUAUACUCCCAGCAGUGAUAGUAGAGUGAGGCCAAACAUUUCCAAGCUGGUGGAUGCGAAUAGAGUGACGACAAAUUUAUAAUAUUUCGUCA
Messenger RNA from Annulohypoxylon maeteangense, 1129 nucleotides. Its product is annotated as pyrroline-5-carboxylate reductase. Gene Ontology annotation, molecular function: pyrroline-5-carboxylate reductase activity. The record is from RefSeq and is a predicted model, not a curated record. The coding region runs from base 52 to 909 and encodes 285 amino acids. NCBI's taxonomy places the organism in Eukaryota, Fungi, Ascomycota, Sordariomycetes, Xylariales, Hypoxylaceae. Gene Ontology annotation, biological process: L-proline biosynthetic process. The transcript has 2 exons.